Anarrhichthys ocellatus (wolf-eel) is the source of this 3574-nucleotide messenger RNA. RefSeq names its product tRNA phosphotransferase 1 (gene trpt1). Gene Ontology annotation, molecular function: tRNA 2'-phosphotransferase activity. The record is from RefSeq and is a predicted model, not a curated record. The transcript is spliced from 7 exons. NCBI's taxonomy places the organism in Eukaryota, Metazoa, Chordata, Actinopteri, Perciformes, Anarhichadidae. Bases 657 to 1337 code for a protein of 226 amino acids. Gene Ontology annotation, biological process: tRNA splicing, via endonucleolytic cleavage and ligation.
CGGUGACGUUUGUUACGUUACGUUUCCAUGGUGACAUGCCCGACGUCUUCAGUCCACUGGCCACUUCGUCCAGGUGAUAAACACUCUUCAUCACGAAGAAGAGAGCCAGAGGCAUGCAGGUGAGGAUCAAAACAAAUAUAGCAAACAGCAGCAAAACGAGAUUGUCCAGCGAGAACAACAGGCAGCUCCAGCUCAACUAUGCUAACACCAGUUAGCAAACUUAGCUCUGUCUCUGUGUACAAUUCCAGAUUUUUUCACCCCAUCAACCGCAUUUUUCAUUGUUUGGUUAUAUCGGCAUGAGCUUCGAGUUACCGUGAAAUGUACAGCAUACACCCUGAGCUGCGAUACGUCAUAUUUCUCGUAAGUAUGAUGAGUAUUUUCUUACCUGUAGCAGCUGUUUGUCUGAGUGAUAUUUUCUUGCAGGACAAUUGGAAUUUUCUUCUUCUGUGGUGCCGGGACACCGCAGCUCCGCGCGCCACAUUGCCACCUACAGGCGAACAUUUGACACUAAACAGGAAGUGCAGGAAGCUGCACGUUUGUUUACAGUAGUGCAAUCCAGUGAGACGUUUUGCUGAAUUACAAAUAAGUACAAUUUAUUGGCAAAGUAUCAAACAGCUUCAAAUCGUGAUCUGAAUAACUGAGCUGGCUGCAUUUAAAUGGACGGUGGAAGAGGAGGAAGAGGAGGGAGAAGAAAGAGAGGAUGUCGUGGUGAAGAGGACAGAGAUGUCCGCCUGUCUAAAGCCAUGUCUUAUGCUCUUCGCCAUGGAGCCAACCAGAUGGGUCUUCAAAUGGGUACAGAUGGCCUCAUGUUUGUGGAGGAACUCUUGGCUCACCCGCAGUUCCGCUCCUACUCAUUGGAAGAUGUCGAAAGAGUCGUGGCCACCAAUGAAAAGCAGCGCUUUAAGCUUUGCCCCCACCUGGAGGAUGGCCGCCUGCAGAUUCGAGCCAGUCAGGGCCAUUCAUUACAGGUAACGGAUUUGGAGCUGAAACCGGUCCUGGCUGGUUCUCCAGACUGCCCUGCUGAGGCCGUCCAUGGCUCCUACCUCCGCAACUGGAGCUCCAUCCAGCAGCAGGGCCUGAGCCGCAUGAGGAGGACACACAUCCACCUGGCACCGGGCCUGCCAGGGGAGGAAGGCGUCAUCAGCGGCAUGAGGAAAGACUGUGAUCUCGCUGUGUAUAUUGAUGUCUCCAAAGCUCUCGCUGACGGCAUUGAGUUCUUCUGGUCAGAUAACGGUGUGUUGAUGACUGCAGGUGACGCGGAGGGAAAACUUCUCCCUAAAUACUUUAGCCGAGCCUUAAAACUGAGACCUACAAUGAGCAUCCUACCACUGCAGUAGCAUCAGAGGAUACUGCUGAGUCAUUGGUCAUAGCAGGACUCAUCUGACUGUGCUAGCAUCCCAUGGUUGGUUGAUGCUUAUCCUAGGUCCCUUUGUAUCAUCCGAAAUGGGACUAAAUUGCUAAACUUUUCAUUUUUGUGUCAUUAUUGAAAGCAUCAGGACGGCUUUAAGGAGGUAUAUUUUAUUUUAUAUGACAAAUCAAUCAAUUUAUGCUGGCAAUAUAUGUAUAAGUAUAGAGGCUUUUUUUCCCCUCCUUUGUAUUCUAAGUGCUAAAUAAACUAUGGCAGACAUUGACAACCAAGAUAAUUUCACCAUAAGUUGUAAAAUAUAUAACUCUUGUUGCAAACAGACUGCUAGCAACAACCGGCUGGGCCUUUAAAUGUCGUUUGAAGACGUACUGUGUGUGUGGAUAGUCACUUGACUGAUAUAGGAAUGCAGAGGAUACAGACACUGUGGUUUUAGUUAACGGAUUACUGUAACUGUUAACUGUAAGAUAUGGACACACACACCCACACCCCCACACCCACACACCCACACACACACACACACACCCACAACCCACACCCACACACACACACACACAGCAUGUGAGGGGAGAUAAAUGGUUAGAAGCUUCCUGGUAAGGAAAUAACAGAAAUUACCACCACAUAUCACGAACCAUAAGGAGUGAAAAAAACACAGGAUGAAAAGUGAAUUGCUGUAUUUAUUUUAAUAAAUGUUUGUUAUCUAUACGUUUAUUUGCGUUUUUCUACUAUUUGCUGUUGAUUCUUGGCUGUGAUAAUGUGGCUGCUGGCAAUAAGUCUGCAGCUCUGGACAAAGCAAAGCUUUUUAUCCUGUGCGACAGCAAGUCCACAUGCAGUGAAGCGAAACAGAAAAGUUGGUGCUGGCUGAUGCAACUGUCGAUUUUACGUUGCCAUGAGUUUGAGUUUCAAGCCUGCUGAUCCAGGACCUGAGGUCCAGCAGUGUGGCCCAGCAGCGGUCCAUCCUGAAGGAAAGGGGAAGUCAGCAUGAGGACCACCGGAGUCUUGAACUGUCUGACCAUGUUAUCCACCCACUGAUAGAUUAUGAGAGGGUGUGUGUGUGUGUGUGUGUGUAACAAAGACUAUAUAAAAACUUGGAUAGACUGACCAGGUCGGUUGUAACACAUUUACACAAGUAACGGAUUCUCUCAUUUUUUUCAUUUGUUCUGCAGUUGUGAUGUUUUUGCCGUAGCCUGAAUGGAACGUAAAAUCCAAUUCCACGUUUUUCCACAGUUGAGACACACCAGGAGAUCUGAUGUGGGUUUUUUUCUUUUGUGAUUGUGUGUUUUAGUCUCAGAGAGCAUCAUGGCCACCGGUCAGCUUGUGGAAGAGCUCCUCAUUGAGCGUGUCGCUCUUUGCACGACUGCGUGUCGACAUGAAAAUGUAGCCUCCGAUAAACUCAUGAACGAUUUUGCAGUCGGCAGUCACGCAGGCAAAAGCAAUGUUGAUGUUGCCUUCAAACUCUAUGGCCACCUGGAGGAAACACAGCAAUAGAAGAGCAGAUAUGAGAUUCCUUUGAGAUAAAAGGUACAUUAGGGUUUCCUUUUAAAGAUCAGCUCUGCACUGUAAGAACUGUAACACUUUAUGGUAGGUCACUCUUGUACAUCGGCAGCCUGGUUUGAGGAAUACUUUGUGCAUAGCUGGAGGUCAUGCUUUUUGAUUUCCAAAGUUUUACCUUUCCUGAAUUCACCUGUUUUGACCUUGUGUUAAGUUUUAACAAAUGUUUUGUAAGAUAUCCUUAUAAGCAGAAGAAACACGCCUGGGAAACCUUAGCUAAAAAAAGAACUAAAGAAACUUUGUACGGCCUCUUAAGCUAAUUCACAAAUUCCUAGAAACAAAUGUUUAGACCUUGCAGACUGCUCGCUCAGACAGAAGUAUUGUUGUCACCUGUCGUAUGUCCCAGUUGACGUUCCACUGCUUCAUGUUGUUGUAGCGCCAGGUCUUAACCACGUCACCCACGGCCAGGUCGAUGCGGAUCAGACGGUUGGGAGCAAUGCCCAGUACCUCGUCUUUUCGACUGCCCUUAAACCUGUUGGGCAAAAACAUCUUCAGCUUCUUUCCUCUAAAGACGAAAGACAAACUUUAAUCCUUAAAAACUUUGUGACACUGACUUGAGUGCUUUCUGGAUCAGAGUUAUGUCUGACUGGGACUUGUCUUGUGGACUGGGACUAGAACAGCUACGGUUUUUUGAUAGGAACUCAAAACAUUUUUUAAAAA